CUCGACCCGCUCCGAGUCGACUCGACUCCGCACGACUCGACCCGAUUCAGCACACGAGGCCGCGGCUCACCUAGUCAUUUGGUAGGCGCAGUCGGUGACGGACGUGUUCGAGGCUCGCUCGGCUGUGCAGUAUAUCUAACCGACCAGUCCGAGACCGGCUAUAACGGACAUAGAAUGAAGGACAUCCGGUCACAGUUCGAGAAGAAUGGCUUCGUCGUUCUGGAGGAUUUCUUUCAACCCGAAGAAAUCGACGAACUGAAAUUUUGCGGCGAGGAGUUCACGAAAAACCUGCCUCCAGAAAGUGAAAGAAAAGUCUUCAGUACAGUAAACGCGCAACAAAGUAAAGAUCAGUAUUUCCUGGAUAGUGCUAAUAAAAUAAGUGUGUUCUUCGAGGCUGAAGCGUUAGAAAAUGAUGGAACGUUGAAAGUACAUCCCCGAGUGUCCUUAAACAAGGUCGGUCAUGCUCUUCACUGGCUUCAUCCCACAUUCAAGAAAUACACAUUCGAUGAAAGAGUAAAGGAAGUAGCUUUCCAACUUGAUUAUGAGGAGCCAGCUGUUUGUCAGUCAAUGUACAUUUACAAAAAUCCUGGUACUGGAUCAGAAGUCAUCAUGCACCAGGAUGCAACGUAUCUAUACACAGAUCCAGUGAAACUAGUGGGAUUCUGGAUCGCUUUGGAGGAUACCACUCAAGAAAAUGGAUGUCUGUGGAUUGCUCCUGGUUCUCAUAAAAGCGGUGUACACAGACGUUACACGAGGAACAAAGAUCCAGAUUCCAAGGAGCUGGUAAUCUAUGACAGACCUGCACCCUGCUAUCAGCUCAGCAAUUUCCGACCUGUACCCGUCAGUAAAGGAACAUGCAUCCUCAUUCAUGGAGAAGUUGUACAUUUCUCGUAUCCGAACAAAAGUGACAAAUCAAGACACGCGUAUACUUUCCACGUGAUCGACACGCAACAUGUUUCUUAUGCGAAGGAUAAUUGGCUUCAACCACCUCCGGGAGGAUUUCCGAAACUUUACAGAAAUUAAAUUAAACACUUGAAACGUUUAAAUGGUAUAUUCUAAAACGAAAAAGAUGAUCGAGGAACAGAUAAUUUAGUACCGAUUACAAUGCUGGCUGUGCAUUUUUAUUUUUCACGUUGUACAAAAGUUACUUCUUGUAUUAUACAGACCUGUUAAUAAAAACAUUUAAAAUA
This is a messenger RNA of Megachile rotundata (alfalfa leafcutting bee), 1190 nucleotides long. RefSeq names its product Phytanoyl-CoA dioxygenase domain containing 1 (gene Phyhd1). The record is from RefSeq and is a predicted model, not a curated record. NCBI's taxonomy places the organism in Eukaryota, Metazoa, Arthropoda, Insecta, Hymenoptera, Megachilidae.